Rhipicephalus microplus (southern cattle tick) is the source of this 1738-nucleotide messenger RNA. RefSeq lists its product as uncharacterized. Gene Ontology annotation, molecular function: tumor necrosis factor receptor binding. The record is from RefSeq and is a predicted model, not a curated record. Lineage: Eukaryota; Metazoa; Arthropoda; Arachnida; Ixodida; Ixodidae. Gene Ontology annotation, biological process: regulation of canonical NF-kappaB signal transduction. Gene Ontology annotation, cellular component: cytoplasmic side of plasma membrane; plasma membrane signaling receptor complex.
AACGCAUUGGCUUCUAUGAAACUUCGCUACCAGUCUAUGUAUACAUUGGAAGCUGCACCAAAUCUAGUUUGGGUAUAUUAAAGUACCUGGUUCGUGCGAGAAGACGACGCCGUUUCGGAAAUGGAAGAAAAGCGCAUAAAUCGCUUUUACUACCAAGACUUUCCCGGCGCAAACUGGAGACCGACUCGGUUGGCUUCGACGGUGCCAAGUUCAUGCAUGUGCUCUGUCUGUGGCAUGAUUCCGACGUGGCGGAAGAAGCUGCCAUGUUCGCACGUCCUUUGUCCUGUUUGCCACGCAGCCAGCUCCCAAAAUGGUGCCGGUCUUUGUCCCUUGGAUAGGCAGCCAUUCAACAAGGCGAACAGCAUCAACCUUCACUUACCCACCAAGGAAGUCCGCAGAUUUGAGGUUCAUUGCUGGAAUGAAGUGCAGGGAUGCCACUUCGUGGGCCCUUUGGAAAAACUGCUGUGGCACUACGACGAGCACUGCAAAUUUCACGUUGUGGAAUGUUUGCGCUGCGCGAAGCCCGUCUUUCACGUGGACCUGGUUAAGCACCUCGAGAAAGACUGUGGUGCCGCCUCUUCACAUUCGGCCAAAAAGAUUUCGCCCUCGGAGUCGUCAGCGGGAACGCCUGUGCACUCGUCGGAAGACCCGGCAAUGCUACAGCAGGAUACUUGUAGCGGACUGCCAGCCAUUAUGACACUGCUUAAUAAGGCUGUACAAUAUGCUAAACGCCACGAAGUGUGGUUCAACACUGGCAUUAGUGACUUCAAGGCGUCUAUGCUGAAAUUGAAAAGUGACAUGGCUAAAUCGUUCAACGUUGUCUCUUCGAUCCCGUCACGUGAGAGCUCAGCCAGAGCAUCUCUGUUGUCGGAGACAGAGAGCGCAGUAGUUCUCCGAAAGCUGGAGCACUUUGCCCACAUGUCCAUAAACCAGCUCGAACAUAUGCGACAGAUGGUCACUCAGCUUGCAGGACACCGGUCUGUGACCGUGGACUGCAAGGCCCUUGUGCAUUCUCCCGACAGGUAUUACCGCUUAAGCAAUGCAGUAUCCGCGGAAAACGGCUUGAACAAUAAAAUUUCAAAGCAAGUCUACGCAUUGCGCUUCGGGAAUGCCGAAGAACUUUUUUCGAGCGUGCCGGGAUCUAUUAAGCUUGCUGAUGUCACAAUGCCCUUCACGAGGGACACAUAUUUCACGGUUGUCAUCUCGAAGAGUACUGUACCUCUAAAGGAUACAAUGCUUUACAUUGAUAUUGGGUUCACCGGACUCCUUGAGGACUCUCGGUGCGAAUUGGAUCACUGGACCGUGAGAGUUAAACAUCCUGAUAACGUGGACCUAGAUCUAGAAGGCCCCAACGAAAGUGGCUGCGGCUGUACGCAAGCUACGGAAAAAUAUGUGCAUUUUCACCGUGGUUUUUCUGUAAAACUUGAUUUCGUGAGGUCUGGCGACUUCCUCAAGAACGGCUGUUUGAUGCUCGAGAUCCAGUUUGACGAGGCCUAAUCACUUAGUAUGCGUGUGUAGUAAACGUUCCACUCAAUGCAAGAUGUUUUACGCUGUGAAAGUUGUAGAUUAUGUGCCAGCUCUACAAGUGUCUAUAUACGGCCUUAUUUUUAAUGUUUGCUUUUUGCUUUAUUUGAAAUAUGAUUUGUUUUGAUAUCGAUUGACCUCUUUGUUAGGCAAUUUCACCUUGAAAACAAUAGAUAUUUUUGUUUAAUAAAACACUGCUGGUUGCUGGGUAGAA